AUGCGAUCCACUUUCCUUUCUACCCUCGCGGUGGCACUGGCCGCUGCUACUGCCGUGAGCAGCACUCCCCUCCCCGAGCGGGAAGUAUCCACUUCGACGCUCAACAUCGCCAAACGCGCCACGCCUCUCACUCGCGAUGGUCUGCUCAGCGAAAUCACCCGGCUUCGUUACAAGUACGUUCGUAAUCUCGUCAACUACCAGCACAACACUGGCGAGACCAACCCUUUGCUGAACGCCACGAGCACAGUCAUCCAGGACAUCCUUGGCCAAGUUCAGUCUCGGCUUGCUCACACCAAGCGUGCAACUGGUACGGUCAGCCUCCAGGAUGUCAGCAAUCAGCUGCUCUGGAAGGGACCCUUUACGGCAGGCAGCAACACCGCCCAGCUCGACUUUGACACUGGAUCGAGCGACACAUUCUUCCAGCCUGGCAAGUACAACCCUGGCUCCACCGCCAAAGACACUGGCCGCAAUUUCACCGUGCGAUACGGUGAUGGCACCCAAGCUACUGGCGAAAUCUACACGGACAACAUCUCCGUUGGUGGUCUGACUGCCACCGGCCAAGCCAUUGGCCAAGCUCGUCAGUCCACACUGGAUGCAUCUAGCUCUGACGGUAUCUCCGGCAUGGCUUUCCCGAGCAUCGCCCAAUUCAAGGCGGAUCCAUUCUACGUCAGCUUGAUCAAGCAGGGCAAGCUCGACAAGCCGCAAUUCGGAUUCGGUCUCUACCCUCAAGGAGCCCGUCUGGACCUCGGCUUCUUCAACUCUGGCAGCUACAAGGCACCUCUUAAGUUUACGAACGUGAACAAGGCUCAAGGAUUCUGGCAAAUUUCUGGAGCAAAGCUGAACGGUGCGUCUCUCGGAGACAACGUCAUCGUCGACACCGGAACAACCAUUGUCCUCGGGCCCCCGCUUCAAGUCGCUGGCAUUUGCUUGGCAGCUGGCGGUGUUCCUCUUUACCAGGGUGGAGAGGUGCUCUGCGGUUACGCCAUCGGCACGCCCAAGUUCACCUUCAACGUUGCUGGUCUCGAUGUGACGCUGUCUGAGCAAUCUCAGCUGCUCACCAACCAAGGCUUCUUCAAGAUUGCAGGCAUUGUCGGUGCUGACAUCGGACUUCAAAACGGCUGGAUCCUCGGUGACACGUUCUUGCAAAACGUCUACGCUGGCUUCGACUACUCUGCAGGCGGUGCCAACCCCCGCGUUGGUUUCGCACUCAAGAAGUGA
Messenger RNA from Ceraceosorus bombacis, 1218 nucleotides. The record is from the annotation of a GenBank genome assembly. NCBI's taxonomy places the organism in Eukaryota, Fungi, Basidiomycota, Exobasidiomycetes, Ceraceosorales, Ceraceosoraceae.